AUGCAGAGUGCGGCGUCGAUCGCGCCCGCGCCGGAUGCGCCAGUGAAGCCGGAGCCUCGGGCGAUGGACCGGACAACUUCCCGAAAGCACCUGGCCGCAAAUGCGGCUCCCCCAGACUCCCGGCUGCCCCGGCCGGGCUUGCGGGGAAAGCGCUCCGCGGCGGACGAGAACGCGCCCCCGGAUCCCCCGAAACGGGUGCGCACGGGGCCAGCCCCAGGAGCAAAGAGUGGCGCCUGCACAGCGGCAGGUGUGGCCCCUGCUGGAGGGUCCCGGCCCCGAGUGGCUCCCACAGUGCCCCGCGGCCUCCUGCGUGUCUCCGUCCCUCUGCUUGCAGGGCUGAACUGCCGGGCGGCUCUUGGGGCCCCUCCCAAGCCAGGACCCCCAGCAGCCCCUGCGGGGGGAACGGGGCGAAGGCGAGCCCCCUGGGACCUGAAGGGGCAGAUCAGCGACCUCCAGGCCAAGGUGGGAGGCUACAAGGAGAGGGUCCAGGGCCUGGCGGGGGAGAACGAGUCCCUGAAGAGCCAGCUGGGGGAGCUGCAGCAGGAGCUGACGGACGCCACCAGCCAGAAGGGGGAGCUGGGCGGCCGGGCCAGCCGCCUGGCUUCGGAACUGGAGCUCUUGCGAGAGGAGGCCAGGGAGAGCGGCCAGAAAGUGUCGGAGCUGCUGGAGAAGGAAGAGCGGCUGGAAGGAAGGUGCCGGAGCCAAGCCGAGAGGAUCGGGCAGCUGGAGGCCCUCAACCGGGAGCUCACGGAGGGCAGCCGGGAACAGUCCAUCCGGCUGAAGGCCAGAGAGGAGGAGCUCCUGCUGUCCGAAGAGAGCCUGGCGGGGCAACGGCAGCUGAACGAGGGGCUGAGGGCCCGGCUGGAGGUGCUGGAGGAGCAGCUGCACCAGGGGGACAUGGAGCGACGCUGCUUGCACAACGCACUGCAGGAGCUGAAGGGGAACAUCCGUGUCUUCUGCCGAGUGCGGCCCUUGCUGGCCAGCGAGAGGCAGGCCCAGAAGGCCGCCAGCCACCUGCGCUUCCCGGCUGACAACAACAAGGGCCUUGUCCUCUCCAGGGCAGAGGAGUCCCACGUGGGCCGUGAGCGCAAGGACGACAUCAACUAUGACUUCACCUUCGACCGGGUGUUUCCUCCCUCCAGUUCCCAGGAGAGCGUCUUUGAGGAGAUCUCCCUGCUUGUUCAGUCAGCCUUGGACGGGUAUCAUGUCUGCAUUUUCGCCUACGGGCAGACGGGCAGCGGGAAGACGUACACCAUGGAGGGCCCGGAGGACCAGAACCCCGAAACGGCAGGCAUGAUCCCUCGAGCCGUGCAGCAGAUCUUCGCAGCCUCCCGCGAGAUGGAGGCCAAGGGGUGGAAGUACCAAUUCACAGCCAGCUUCCUGGAGAUCUACAAUGAGUCGCUGCGGGAUCUUCUGGUGCUGCGGCCAGAGCAGAACGGGGAGCUGGAGAUCCGCCGCGUGAGCCAGCUGACGGAGGAGCUGCACGUCCCCAACCUUUCCUGCGUCUCGGUCUCUUCCCAGGAGGAGGUAGGGCCCUCCUACCCCCCCNAGGUCUAA
This is a messenger RNA of Thamnophis sirtalis, 1557 nucleotides long. NCBI's taxonomy places the organism in Eukaryota, Metazoa, Chordata, Lepidosauria, Squamata, Natricidae. The record is from RefSeq and is a predicted model, not a curated record.